GUCGCGCCGGGGGUGACGCGCGGCGCCGACUUCGGCGAACUGCGCCUGUCACUCCCGGGUUCGCUGCGGCCGGCGAGCGGGCGCCAUGGCGGUUCUGCUGGAGACCACUCUGGGCGACGUCGUCAUCGACCUGUACACGGAGGAGCGGCCGCGCGCCUGCUUGAAUUUCCUGAAGCUGUGCAAAAUAAAAUAUUACAAUUAUUGCCUUAUUCACAAUGUACAGAGGGAUUUCAUCAUACAAACUGGUGAUCCUACAGGGACUGGCCGUGGAGGAGAGUCUGUUUUUGGUCAGCUGUACGGUGAUCAAGCAAGGUUUUUCGAUGCAGAAAAAGUGCCAAGAAUUAAGCACAAGAAGAAAGGCUCUGUGUCCAUGGUGAAUAAUGGCAGUGACCAGCAUGGAUCCCAGUUUCUUAUUACUACAGGAGAUAAUCUAGAUUACCUUGAUGGUGUUCAUACAGUGUUUGGUGAGGUGACAGAAGGCAUGGACAUAAUUAAGAAAAUCAAUGAGACCUUUGUUGACAAGGAUUUUGUACCAUAUCAAGAUAUCAGGAUUAAUCAUACAGUGAUUUUAGAUGAUCCAUUUGAUGACCCUCCGGAUUUAUUAAUUCCUGAUCGAUCACCAGAGCCUACUAGGGAACAACUAGAUAGUGGUCGAAUCGGAGCAGAUGAGGAAAUUGAUGAUUUCAAAGGAAGAUCAGCUGAAGAAGUAGAAGAAAUAAAAGCAGAAAAAGAGGCCAAAACUCAAGCUAUUUUAUUAGAAAUGGUAGGAGACCUACCUGAUGCAGAUAUUAAACCUCCGGAAAAUGUGCUGUUUGUGUGUAAAUUGAAUCCAGUCACCACAGAUGAGGAUCUGGAGAUAAUAUUCUCAAGAUUUGGGCCAAUAAGAAGUUGUGAAGUUAUUCGAGAUUGGAAGACAGGAGAAUCCCUCUGUUAUGCUUUUAUUGAAUUUGAAAAGGAAGAAGAUUGUGAGAAAGCAUUCUUCAAAAUGGACAAUGUACUUAUAGAUGACAGAAGAAUACAUGUGGAUUUUAGCCAGUCUGUUGCAAAGGUUAAAUGGAAAGGAAAAGGUGGAAAAUAUACCAAGAGUGAUUUCAAGGAGUAUGAAAAAGAACAGGAUAAACCAUCUAAUUUGGUCCUGAAAGAUAAAGUAAAGCCCAAACAGGAUGCAAAAUAUGAUCUUAUACUAGAGGAGGAGGCAGAAGACUCAAAGUCGAGUCACUCACACGCAAGUAAAAAGCACAAGAAGAAAACCCGUCACUGCUCUGAAGAAAAAGACGACGAGGGCUACAUGCCAGUCAGAAAUACUAAUCAGGAUAUCUACAGAGAAAUGGGGUUUGGUCACUAUGAAGAAGAAAGCUGUUGGGAGAAACAAAAGAGUGAAAAGAAAGACCGACCUCAAAACCGAAGUCGUAGCCGAUCUCGAGAAAGGGGUGGCCACCAUAGUAAUAGUCACAAAUCCAAAUACCAAACAGGUCCCUAUGACAGGGAAAGGAGUAAAAAGAGAGACCGAAGCAGGAGUCCCAGGAAAUCCAAAGAUAAAGAAAAAUCUAAGUACAGAUGAAAGAUGAAGAAUCCGACAGGAGUGGCUAAAGGAUUUACUCUUGUCUAACUUAGAGUAAUAUUUGUUCAGAUUUUGAAUCAAGGCAGUUAAAGACUCUGCUUGUUCCCCCCCCUAUAUUCUAAUUGUGCCCCUUUUAGGUUAAUUAUGAUUGUGUGGGCACAGAAAGACAAAGAAGUGAACAUUUUUUUUGUAUACUUUUUUACACUAAUUUUAUUGUUAUACAUAAAUAGUAGUCUUCAUUUUUCAAGUUUUUCACAUUUUCCACUUUUAAAAAAUGAAGUAUUUCAUACCUACAAAAAAACAUGUAUAUAUGGUAAAAAUAAUAAUUAUCUUUGUACCCAUCAGCCAGCUUAGGAAAUGAAUAUUACCUGCAUUUUAGAAGUCCUGUAUGUCCCCUCUCCUUCUCAAGUAAUUAUUAUAAAUUUUGUGUUUGUUAUUUUCUCUCAUUAUAGUUUUACAACAUCAGUAUCCCUAAAUGAAAUGUUAAGUUUUGUAUGUUAUUGAAUUUUAUAUAAAUGGUAUAACGUAUGCUCACUUCUGUGACUUGCUUUUUUCAACUUAGUGCUUUUUGAGAAUCACUCAUUUUUAUUGCUGUGUAGUUCAUGGAUAGACCGCAGUUCAUCCUUUUUUCUGUGGGUGGGUGGAUGUUUGGGGUGGGUUUGGUUUGGUUUUGCUAUUGCAAACAGUGCUGCUAUGAACUUUGCAUGUCUGGGAGGAACACUGCUUGGCCACGUGGUCUGGGUGUCUUCGUUUUACAAGAUGAUGCCGAAUUGUAGCGUGCAGUGGGUGUACCCGCUUAUGCCCUACCAGCGCUGUGUGAGUUACCUUCAUCUCAUGUUAUCUCCAGCACUUCUUAAUUUUGGACUUUGUAAUUUUGCCACUCUAGGGGAGCUUAAGUGGCAUUUUCUUGUGGUGUCCAGCAAGAAGACUAUUACAUUCUUUGUUGUUCUGUAUGUAAUGUGUUCUUUUUCUCUGGCUGCAUGUAAGUUUUUGAGUUUUAAACAGUUUGAUUAUGGUGUGCUUGGUAUAGUUUUUUUGAUAUUUCUUCUGAUGGGGCUAUUUACCUGUAGUUUUAUGGUUUUCAUCAAAUUUGGAACAUUUUUGGCUACUAUUUCUUCAGUUAUUAUCAUUAUUUUUGUCUUCCCUUUCCUCUCACUGCUUUCCCUCUGGGACUUUAGCUGUAUGUUAGGCCACAUUCAAUUGUCUCCCAAGUUUAAGUCUUUUUUUCCUUUUUGUAUGCCAAAUUGGACAGUUUCCAUCAUGUCCUUGAGUCCAUGAAUCUUUUCCCUUGCAGCAUUCAGUCUCUUGUUAAUUCCAUUCCUUGUAUUUUUGACCUCAGACAUUAGUUUUUUUAUUUUUAUUUUCUUUAACCUUCACCAGAGGAUAUUUUCC
Molecule: messenger RNA, 2953 nt
Organism: Miniopterus natalensis
Lineage: Eukaryota; Metazoa; Chordata; Mammalia; Chiroptera; Miniopteridae
Gene: PPIL4
Product: peptidylprolyl isomerase like 4
Biological process (GO): protein peptidyl-prolyl isomerization
Cellular component (GO): nucleus
Molecular function (GO): peptidyl-prolyl cis-trans isomerase activity; RNA binding
Source: RefSeq, a predicted model, not a curated record